This is a messenger RNA of Aplosporella prunicola CBS 121167, 1203 nucleotides long. RefSeq lists its product as uncharacterized. The transcript is spliced from 2 exons. Bases 1 to 1203 code for a protein of 400 amino acids. NCBI's taxonomy places the organism in Eukaryota, Fungi, Ascomycota, Dothideomycetes, Botryosphaeriales, Aplosporellaceae. Gene Ontology annotation, molecular function: glutaminyl-peptide cyclotransferase activity; zinc ion binding. The record is from RefSeq and is a predicted model, not a curated record.
AUGAAGCUCUUCACCACUCUUUUGGGGGCUUCGACCCUGCUCCUGUGCUCCCUGCAGCACUCGUCGGCCUACACGCGCCUGUCUGACGCCACGCUGCAGACGCUUCCCUCGCCAGGCAACGACUUCGACAUCAACACUGGCGCCCUGCUCGCGCCGAUCCUGAUUCCCCGCGUGCCUGGCACCCCCGGCUCCGCCAAGGUGCUCGCCCAUUUCGUCGACUUCUUCCGCACGGCUCUGCCAAAAUGGAAUCUCGAGUUCCAGAACUCGACGUCCACCACGCCCACUAGCGCCGGCCAGGAGAUCCCCUUUGUCAACUUGGUCGCGACCCGCGACCCCCCGUGGGCCAGGCCCGGCGAGGUCGGCCGCCUCGCUCUUGUCGCCCACUACGACUCUAAGCUCACGCCCGCUGGCUUCAUUGGCGCGACGGAUAGCGCGGCGCCUUGCGCGAUGUUGAUGCAUGUUGCGCGUAGCAUCGAUGCGGCGCUGACGAAGAAGUGGGAGAAGAUGCAGGCGGAGGGAUUGGCGGACGACCUCGAGGAUACGAAGGGCGUCCGCAUUGUGCUGCUGGAUGGUGAAGAGGCAUUCUACAGCUGGACAGAGACGGAUAGCUUAUACGGCGCGCGUGCUCUCGCGGAAUCGUGGGAGAACACGUACCACUCGGCAUCGUCGACUUUCAAGACGGAACUGGCGUCGCUUGAGUUGUUCCUCCUGCUCGACCUCCUUGGAUCGAAGGACCCGAAAGUGCCUUCGUACUUCCAAACCACGCAUUGGGCAUACAAAGCCAUGGCUGGGAUCGAGGCGCGUCUCCGCACCCUUGGCCAAUUCAAGUCCUCGCCCAACCACCACUCUAAGAGGGGAGAGGGCGUCAAGCCCCGGGCGGAGCCGCCGUUCCUCAUAGACGCGAACAAGCAGGACGACAAUUUCAGGUCCAUGAUUGAAGACGACCACAUCCCCUUCAUGAAAAGAGGCGUAGAGAUCCUGCACAUGAUUCCGUCUCCCUUCCCCAGGGUCUGGCACCAGAUAGACGACGACGGACAGAACUUGGACUUGAAUACGGUGGAAGACUGGGCCAUGCUCGUAACCGCAUUCGCAAGCGAGUGGAUGGAGCUAGAAGGGUUCUUUGACGCCAACGCCGCCUCAAAGCAGCAAGAGGGCGGCGGCGCUGGGAACCGGAAGAGGGAAACAGAGAGGUCUGAACUGUGA